Messenger RNA from Vombatus ursinus (common wombat), 1832 nucleotides. RefSeq names its product fatty acid desaturase 3-like. Gene Ontology annotation, cellular component: membrane. The record is from RefSeq and is a predicted model, not a curated record. Bases 1 to 1332 code for a protein of 443 amino acids. Gene Ontology annotation, biological process: lipid metabolic process. The transcript has 12 exons. Gene Ontology annotation, molecular function: oxidoreductase activity, acting on paired donors, with oxidation of a pair of donors resulting in the reduction of molecular oxygen to two molecules of water. Lineage: Eukaryota; Metazoa; Chordata; Mammalia; Diprotodontia; Vombatidae.
AUGGGGGAGCCGGGGCAGCCUGGGGAGGGCAGCGGAGCGCGAGAGACCCCCGUGCCCACCUACAGCUGGGAAGAGAUCCGGAAGCACUGCCUGCCCACGGACAAGUGGCUGGUGAUAGAACGGAAGGUGUAUGACAUCACCCGGUGGGCUGAUCGGCACCCUGGAGGCAGCCGCCUCAUCAGCCACCAUGCGGGAGAGGAUGCUACGGAUGCUUUCCACGCCUUCCACCAGGACCUGUGUUUUGUGAAGAAGUUCUUGAAGCCCUUGCAGAUUGGGGAGCUGGCCCCUGGAGAGCCCAGCCACGACAGAGAGCAAAAUGAGCAGCUGAUUGAGGAUUUCCGUGCCCUGCGCAAGACUGCAGAGGACAUGAAGCUGUUUGAGGUCGACACUGAGUUCUUCUCCCUAAUGUUGGGUCACAUCCUGCUCAUGGAGGGGUUCGCCUGGCUGAUGGUCUACCUCCUGGGCAAUGGCUGGGUCCCCACCAUCCUUGCUGCUGUGGUCCUGGCCAUCUCCCAGGCUCAAUCCUGGUGUCUGCAGCAUGACCUUGGACAUGUGUCUUUCUUCAAGAAGUCCAGGUGGAACCAUGUGGCCCAGCAAUUUGUGAUGGGACAGCUGAAGGGUUUCUCGGCCCACUGGUGGAACUUCCGUCACUUCCAGCACCACGCCAAGCCCAACGUCUUCUACAAAGACCCAGAUGUGACAUUGGCCCCCGUCUUUCUCCUGGGAGAGUCAUCAGUGGAGUAUGGCAAGAAGAAGCGGCGGUAUCUACCCUACAACCAUCAACACCACUAUUUCUUCCUAAUUGGGCCACCCCUCCUCACACUGGUGAAUUUUGAGGUGGAAAACCUGGCGUAUAUGCUGGUGUGCAUGAGGUGGACGGACCUGCUGUGGGCCAUCAGUUUCUACGUGCGAUUCUUCACGUCCUACAUGCCCUUCUACGGCGUCCCAGGAACCCUGUUCUUCUUCGUCUCAGUCAGGGUCCUGGAGAGCCACUGGUUUGUGUGGAUCACCCAGAUGAAUCACAUUCCCAAGGACAUUGGCAGCGAGAAACACAGAGAUUGGGUCAGCGCCCAGCUGACAGCCACUUGUAACGUGAGGCAAUCCCGCUUUCUUGAUUGGUUCAGCGGCCAUCUCAACUUCCAGAUUGAACAUCACCUCUUUCCCACGAUGCCUCGGCACAAUUACCACAAGGUUGCUCCCCUGGUGAAGUCUCUCUGUGCCAAACAUGGGCUCAACUACGAGGUGAAGCCUUUCCUGAAAGCCCUGACCGACAUUGUCGGGUCCCUGAAGAAGUCUGGUGAUGCUUGGUUGGAGGCUUACCUCCAUGAGUGAAGCUGCCUAGGCAGAGAAAGCCCAGGGCAACCUUGCCACCUUAUGCCCUAGGAGGUGGGCAUCCAGCCCCACCUGCACAGGGAGGCUGCUGCCUCCCUCGGUGCAGGCCAAGCCCGAACCCCUUGCAUCAUCCCAACUCUCAGCCUCACACUUGACGACUGAUUUGGGGGGGAGUUGGGGAGGGGAGUGAGCCCUUUGAAGAAGGCAUCUCUACCAAGCUCAGCCCUGUACAACCGGGCCCCAGCUGUUCCCCCAGGGCUGGCACAGCCUCUCCUCUGGGUCUUUUCUGGCCCCGCAGCCCCAGGCCCCACCUGGACAGAUCCCAGGGGACUUGCCCAGGGAGCGUGGGCUCAGGCCAGACCCCGCUGCAGAGGAGGAAGCUGCCGACGUGCUUCUUGGAUCUGUUCUCCGCCUCUGCCCGUGAUCCCUGCCGGGCUCCAGCUCCUGCCUGGUUUGUGAGCACUGUAGGUUAAUGAUUAAAAACACACCGAUAAGCUGGA